UGUUUGUAAGAGUUGAGCGCUUGUAUUUUGUAUGUUUAUACUUAUAUUUCCUCUUUUUUCUGAAGGUUCUGUGUUCGGCAUGGCUAACGACAGGCUGAGGGCGUUAGAAGAUGUGGAGAAGGAGAUAGCUUUAGUGCUGCAGAGCGCAGGAACGAUCGUGCUGGAGCUUUCUAAAGAAAAGGCCAAUGCCAGUUUAUUAGACCGACAGCUAAACCAGUUCCAGACCUCCAUCAACAGAGUUGAGAGUGAACUGAGUGCACAGAUCCGGUAUCUGACACAGGUGGCAACAGGUCAGCCUCAUGAGGGAUCGACAUACUCGGCCAGAAAGGACUGUCAGAUGGCCCUAAACCGUGCAGAAUAUGCCCGCGUCAAACUGGGAGAGCUGGGACACACCUGCGAGAUGAUGAUUGAUCCGCAGACAUAAAGACAUAUUAAAUGGACUGUUGCAUUGUAAUAUAUGCCAGCUGACUUUAUAAUUAUCUACACGCAUCAAACCUUUCUGAAUACCAUCUACAAGCCAACAACACUUUUUGUUCUUCAUAAUCUAAAUAAAUUUUGUUUGAAAAAACUCAGUGAUUUAAAUAUCUCUCGUUGUAAUAUGACCUAAGCGUUUGUCUUAUUUACAAAUGUUACAUGCUUCGUAAUUUCCCGUGAUCACUUUUUUA
Molecule: messenger RNA, 665 nt
Organism: Carassius carassius (crucian carp)
Lineage: Eukaryota; Metazoa; Chordata; Actinopteri; Cypriniformes; Cyprinidae
Gene: med11
Product: mediator complex subunit 11
Exons: 3
Coding region: 32-424 (130 amino acids)
Biological process (GO): regulation of transcription by RNA polymerase II
Cellular component (GO): mediator complex
Molecular function (GO): transcription coregulator activity
Source: RefSeq, a predicted model, not a curated record